Messenger RNA from Brettanomyces bruxellensis, 2634 nucleotides. RefSeq lists its product as uncharacterized. Gene Ontology annotation, cellular component: mitochondrial inner membrane. The record is from RefSeq and is a predicted model, not a curated record. Lineage: Eukaryota; Fungi; Ascomycota; Pichiomycetes; Pichiales; Pichiaceae. Bases 1 to 2634 code for a protein of 877 amino acids. Gene Ontology annotation, molecular function: RNA binding. The transcript has a single exon.
AUGGAGGGCCGGUGUACGGCCGAUCAUAGUGCGUGGGCAACAGAGGGUGGGAAUAGGCAUUUGGAGGUGCAAGUAACAAAACAGGGGUGCACAAGGUGGAUUACAGAGGAGGCGUUGCUCAAAUCGUCGAACGUGGGGGAAAACGACGACGUGGAGAAGACCGGGUUCAUUGGGAAGGAGCAGAAGGAGACUUUGCUGUACUUUGAUCGGCUUACAACGAUCAAGUCCGGGUCGUGGGACCUAAGGCCGGUGGUGAUGAGGCUGGUGACGGACACGUCGGACAAAGGGCUCCGGGAGAAAGUGCGGGGCUUGUCUCAGGGUGAGGAGGCAGCCGGAACGUACGUGCCGAUCAACAUCACGAAGUUCCGGCCGGUGUCGCGUGACGGCGGGGCGUUUGUGAAGUUCCGGGUGCCCGACACGUUAGACGUGGUGCAGUUCAACCGGGUGGUGAUGCGGAACGUGGCGGCGAAAGCGCAACGGGGACUGGCGGGCAUGCUGUUGCACCCACGGGCGUUCCCGGUGAAAGGGGUGCCGUGGAUCGAGGAUUUGGCGCGGUACCCGAGCCCGAAGCUCAAGGUGGAGUUUGCAGGGCCGGACUUGACACAGGAGAACUUGUACGCGCUUUUCCGGCGGUACGGUGCGAUUUCGGACAUUCGGCCGCCGGCGCCGGACUCGAAGGCACUGCCUCGUCACGCCGUGGUGGCCUUCCGUAAUACGCGCAGCGCAGUGGCCGCCCGCCAGUGUCUCAGCGGCAUGCGCGUGGGCGCAACCGUACUCCACAUUCAGUAUGAGCGCGUCGUGAAGGAAAAUGCGGUGGUGCAGUUCAUGAGUGCGCACACGCGCAUAAUGGUGCCGCUCAUGUUGGCGCUCGUCGCAGCGCUCACAGUCGCGAUUUUCGACCCGAUCCGCCACUUUUUCAUCACAGAGAAAAUCACAGGCGCGUACUCGCUCCAGCGCUCGGGUGCGUACCAGCGCAUGGCGCGGCUGUUCUCGUCGACAAAAGACCGCAUGUCAAAAAUGCUCUCUUUUGGCGGGGGCACGCGUCAGGACGGGGUCGAGUGGAACUCGGUUGCCGGCAUGAAGGACGAGCGCGACGGCGCGGCGCGCGGCAUGCGCGUGUGGCUUGGCGAGAACGUUAACUCGUUUAUCGUCGUUCAAGGCCCGCGCGGCACGGGUAAGCGCAGCCUCGUGCAGGAGCGCGUUCUUGCGGGGCGCGACAAUGUCCUUUACAUCGACUGCGAGGCCAUUGUCAAGUCGCGCAAGGAGAGUGAGUUUAUCCGCAGCGUUGCCGGGCAAUUGGGCUACUUCCCUGUUUUCCCGUGGCUAACUUCAUUGUCGAUGUUUACUGAUUUGGCGGUGCAAGGGUUGACGGGGCAGAAAUCGGGGCUGAGUGAGACAAAGGAGACGCAGGUGAAGAGCAUGCUUGCUUUUGCUGCGGACACGAUGCGAGAUAUUGCUUUGCGGGGGUAUUCUGCGACUGUCUCGAGCGAAGCGAGAGGCAGAAGAGAUAAGGAAGGUGAAGUAGAAGGAGAGAGUAGAAGCAAUAGUAAUAGCAAAGGUGACGCAGGUGGGCCGAACAGCAUCACAUCUCUUACCCCUCGCACCUCUACAUCCACACUUCGCACCUCGACCUCAACCUCAACAUCAACUUCCGCCCGUGUUCUCAAGGAGGAGGACUACCUUCGGCAGAACCCCGGCGCCAAGCCCGUUGUGGUUAUCGACCGGUUCCAGGCGGCGCGCAACGGGCGUGAGCAGUACGCAUUUGUGUACAAGCAGCUUGCGCAGUGGGCGGCGAGCCUUGUGGCGCUGGACAUCGCGCACGUGAUCUUCAUCACAGACGAUGUGGGCAGCGUGCAGAUGUUGGCGAGCGCGCUUCCCGGUGUGCCGCUCAAGCGCACAGUGCUCUCUGAUGCGUCGGCGGCGGCUGCGCAGAGUUAUGUAGUGGGCAAGUUAACGCAGGCGGGCAAGCAUGACCUGGCGCGGGCGCCCGAGUUGCGGCGCUACACGGCGCAGUUGGGCGGGCGAAUGCUGGACCUCCAGAUGUUUGUGAGGCGCAUCCAGAGCGGCGAUACGCCGCAUGCCGCCUACGACGGGCUCGUACGCCAGUCCGUCGAGCAGCUCACGCAGCAGCUGAUGCGUGCGGAGGGUGGUGCAGCGGGAGGCGCAACGGGGGGCCCUGCGUUCACGCAGCCGCAGGCAUGGUGCGUGAUUCAGCAGCUCGCGGCGCAAGGCCAGGUCUCUUUCACAGAGAUCCAGAAGCACCCGCUCUUCAAAGCGGACCCUUACCGCGCCUUGCAGGCGCUCGAGAGCGCAGAAAUCGUCGCGUUGCAGCGCGACAGGGGCGUCAUCCGCAAUGUGCGCGCCGCCAAGCCGCUCUACAGCGCGGCAUUCGCGCAGAUGGUCAACAACAAGGCCGUCUAUAACUCCAUGCAGUCGGACUACUUGAAGGCGCUGAUCACGCAGAUCUCCGCAAAAGUCGCCGGCUUGGAGGAUGAGGUUGCGCGCUACCGCGGCGUGGACAACAGCCGCAUUUUCCGCGUGCGCCUCGACUACUUGGCGCACAAGAUCGCCACCUUCACAGCUAUGAUUUCCGGCUGGGAGUCCGAGUUGGCAGGCUUGCGCGAUUCCGAGUAG